Messenger RNA from Pollicipes pollicipes, 2028 nucleotides. RefSeq names its product cGMP-dependent 3',5'-cyclic phosphodiesterase-like. Gene Ontology annotation, biological process: signal transduction. The record is from RefSeq and is a predicted model, not a curated record. Lineage: Eukaryota; Metazoa; Arthropoda; Thecostraca; Pollicipedomorpha; Pollicipedidae. Gene Ontology annotation, molecular function: protein binding; 3',5'-cyclic-nucleotide phosphodiesterase activity.
GUGACGUGACCGUGCUGCUGCGUGAGAUCAUGACACAGGCCCGCAACCUGACGGGCGCCGAGCGCUGCUCGCUCUUCCUGGUGGACAAGCGCUCCGACGAGCUGGUCGCCAAGGUGUUCGACGUGGCCGACGAGGCAGAGCAGAUCCCGUCGUGGAACGACUGCCAAGAGGAGAUCCGGCUGCCGAUGGUGACCGGCAUCGUGGGCCAGGUGGCCGCCUCCGGUGAGCUGCUCAACAUCCGCGACGCCUACGCGCACCCGCUCUUCUACCGCCAGAUGGAUGAGAACACCGGCUUCCGGACGCGGAGCAUCCUCUGCUUCCCCAUCAAGGACGAGAAGGAGGUGCUGGGUGUGGCCGAGCUCUGCAACAAGCUGACCGGGCCGUGGUUCACCAGCUUCGACGAGGAGGCGGCGCGCGCCUUCGCCAUUUACUGCGGCAUCGCGCUCGUCAACUCCUUCAUGUACCGCAAGGUCAUGGACACGCAGGAGCGUGUCCAGCUCUCCAACGAGCUCAUGAUGUACCACAUGCAGGUGUCGCGCGAGGAGACCGAGCAGCUGUGCGCCGAGCGGCCGGGGCCUGUCACGCGUCUGGCGCCUGCCUUCACCGCCUGGGAGCACUUCCCGCGCGACCUGGACGAGCGCCGCUGGCCCGUGGCCGUCAUCAGCAUGUACGAGGACCUCGGCUUGGUGGAGCGCUUCCGCAUCGAGCGCAGCACGCUGGCCAGGUUUGUACUGAUGGUGCGGAAAGGCUACAGGGACCCGCCGUACCACAACUUCAGCCACGCCUACUCGGUCGCUCACUUCGCCUACCUCACGCUGAAGAACAUUCAGCUGGUGGAGGACAAACGCCUCGAUGAGCUGGAGGCACUGUCGCUGCUCACAGCGUGCCUCUGCCACGACCUGGACCACCGGGGCACCACCAAUAGCUUCCAGGUGGCGUCGCGUUCCGUACUGGCCUCGCUGUACUCGUCCGAGGGCAGUGUGAUGGAGCGCCACCACUUCGCGCAGUCCAUGUGUAUCCUGAACACAGAGGGCUGCAACAUCCUGAGCCAGCUGCCGCGCAAGGACUACACCCACUGCCUGGACAUGGUGCAGGACAUGAUACUCGCGACGGACCUGAGCCAGCACCUGCGCAUCAUGCCGGAGCUGGAGGCGAUGGCGGCGACUGGGUACUGUCCGUCGGAACCGCGCCACCGCCGCCUGCUGCGCUCGCUACUCAUGACGUCCGCCGACCUCUCCGACCAGACCAAGCGCUGGCUCAGCAGUAAAAAGGCGGCGAAACUGGUGUACCGCGAGUUCUUCUCGCAAGGCGACAUGGAGAAGCAGAUGGGCAACGACCCGUCGGAGAUGAUGGACCGCGAGCGCGCGUUCAUCCCGAAGCUGCAGAUCCAGUUCCUGGACGACAUUGCGCUGCCUGUUUACAGCCUGCUGAGCUCGCUGUUCCCUUGCUCUGACGAGGUGUACGCCCAGACGAAGACGAACCGGCGCCACUGGCAGCGCAUGGCCGACAUCUGCAGCCGCCGCAACGCCACCAACGUGCAGAGCAUCGACGUGUUCGACAACGAGCGGCUGGAUCAGGAGGUGCUGACAUCUGACGGCGAACAGGACAGGCUACAGUGCGCCGCCACGCCGUCGAGCGUUGCCAACAGCCGGCUCUCGUCGCUUCGGCCGUACGUGUCGGGCGUCUUGCCGUGUUGUGUCAGCAAGAACGAGGUCACCGAGUGACGUCACGCCCCGGCCCGACUGUGAUAGGCGCUCCGGUCGCGGCCGGCGGCGCCCCGACAAUCCCGUCCCGCCGACGCCCAAGCGCACACCUGUCCCCGAUAUUACUGCGCUCUUGCCGAGGGAGAUAUUACCGCGAGCCGCGCGCCCGCGCCGGGUCCAGGAGCGGCGAUGCCGCGGCAGCCGCUGCGCCGCACCGCGUCAAUCCACGCUGAAGCAAUGGUUUUCCUGUGUUUUACAUGCGCCCCGCGGCGCGGGCGCGCGCUUUUCCGCUCGCCGCGCCUUCGGUGUGGCGCGCUCGCGCGCG